AAAGGGGCGUAUUUUCAAGCCAUCUUGACUGAAUAUUUAGCCUCAUCCAGGGCGCAUUAAUUUUAUAUCUUCGUGAUUUCAACAUUUUUGUAAUAAUAACCGAUACUGUUGUGAAGGUCCAUCCCUGAGCCAUGGACCCGUGCGCAGCUGUCGUGUCUCACUGCGCUCUGGGCGGAAAACUGCAGGGCUGAAGAUGACACUGUCGCUCCUGAAUUACCGGCUAGCUAAGCUAACAUGAGCAUGUCCGCCUCGGCUGAGGUCUGCUGUGGUCUGUCAGCGGCUCUCAUUUAGCCUGCUGCUUAUUGUACGUGACACCUCUCCGCGGGGGAGCGCCGCACGAGGAAUCUGGUGUAUGUCCCACACAUACACGGAGGCGGGAAUGUGAGACGCCCACAGGAGCGCCAUCAUGGGCCGGGGUCGAGGUCGCGGCAGAGGUCGAGGCCGGGGCAGCUCUGGCACCCAAAGACCGGCCUCCCCUUACAAACUGCAGCUCUCUCCGUCCCGAGAGACACUCACCUACGCACAGGCUCAGAAGAUCGUGGAAGUCGACCUGGAGGGAAGAAUCCACCGCAUCAACAUAUCUGACCUGCUCCCCAUUAUAACAGACGAUGAGAUGACAGCACAGGAUAUUAUAGAGUGCAACAGUAACAAGGAAAACAGUGAGGAAAAGACCCAAAGCAGAACGAGGUCUAGUCGAAAAGUCGCGAAUAACAAAAACAAAAAGAGCGGGAAGAAUCAACAACGGUCACAUCAGCAGAGUGGAAACACAAACUCCACACAGCACCAUUCGCCUUUGCCUGAACCGAAAUUUCGCUUGUUGAAAUCAGUGAGCCUGUCCGAAGCACCAUCUCUGCCAUCGGCUUAUUAUCGCUUCAUAGACAAAACAGGGGAGGAACAGGACAAUGUAGCAGAGUACGAUAUGGAUGAAGAGGAUUUAGCCUGGUUAGAAAUGGUUAACCAAAAACGAGUACGGGACGGUGUAGCCUCAGUACCUCCGGACACUUUCGAACUCCUUAUUGAUCGAUUGGAAAGGGAGUCCAUAUUAGAAUCCCGCAGUCAAGCUUUGGCCCAGUGUGCUGUCGACGAGGAUGCCUUUUGCUGUGUUUGCCUGGAUGACGAAUGCCUAAAUAGCAACGUCAUUUUGUUUUGCGAUAUCUGUAAUUUAGCUGUUCAUCAGGAGUGCUAUGGCGUACCCUAUGUCCCAGAGGGUCAGUGGUUAUGUCGCUGCUGCUUGCAAUCCCCCUCCCGUCCUGUAGACUGCGUCCUCUGUCCCAAUCGAGGAGGUGCCUUCAAGCAAACAAGUGAUGGCCGCUGGGCUCAUGUAGUUUGUGCCAUAUGGAUACCAGAAGUCUGCUUUGCAAAUACUGUGUUUUUGGAGCCAGUUGAAGGGAUAAAGAACAUUCCCCCUGCCCGAUGGAAGCUAACGUGCUAUCUCUGUAAGCAGAAGGGUAGGGGCGCGUCAAUACAGUGCCACAAAGCUAACUGCUAUAGAGCUUUCCACGUAACAUGCGCUCAGAAAGCCGGUUUAUUCAUGAAGAUAGAUCCAGUCAGAGAAACAGGGGUAAACGGAACAACUUUCUCAGUAAAAAAGACUGCGUUCUGUGAGCACCAUUCUCCGGUUGGGGAGAGGCGGGAUGGGUCAGGAGAUGAGUCUGUCGAGGGCAGGCUGGUGGGAGGGCGGGGCAACCGGGGUCAAAGGUCGUACACCCAGAGCCCGCCUUCGCCACAAAAUAAAAAAGGUACGAAAGGGCAGAAGAAGAAGGGGACCAGAGGAGGGUCGCGGCGGUCCAAUGUGCCUCUGCUGCUCGUGCCUCAGAUACCUUCUCACAGGCUGAAUAAAAUCUGCACAGGAGUAAACGUCCAGAGGAAAAACCAGUUCAUGCAGAGACUUCAUAACUACUGGUUACUGAAACGACAGUCUAGAAAUGGGAUGCCUUUAAUACGACGCCUACACUCCCAUAUGCAAACCCACAAAACCACUGAGCAGAAGGAGCCUGAUGAGAAGCUGUGCGCGGCAAGGGAGGAGCUGAGAUACUGGCAGAAACUGAGGCAGGACCUGGAGAGAGCCCGGCUUCUGAUCGAGCUCAUCCGAAAGAGAGAGAGGCUAAAGAGGGAACAGAUGAAAAUCCAACAGGCUGCUCUUGAGCUAAAGCUAACUCCAGCAUUGGUGCUCCUUCGAACAACUUUGGACCAACUACAGGAGAAGGACACAAGUAAAAUAUUCUCACAACCCGUCAAUCUUUCAGAGGUCCCAGAUUACUUGGAGUUUGUUUCCCAGCCCAUGGAUUUAGCCACAAUGAGAUCCAAGCUAGAGGCCCACGGCUACACGACCAUCUCAGAACUGCAGAAGGACUUUGAACUCAUGAUCGCCAACUGCCUCAAGUACAACUCUAAAGACACCAUGUUUCAUAAGACGGCGUUACAGAUGAAAGACGUAGGGGGCGCUAUCUUCAGACAAGCCCAAAGACAGUUCCAGAGCAUUGGAUUGGACCCCAGCACUGGGAUGCAUCUACCAGAAGAAACCAACAAACAUGGCUUCUACAACUGCACAUGGGAUGAUGUUGACUCGUUGCUGGAUCCAGAGAACAGACUGCACCUAACGACAGAGGAGCAACUGAAAGCUUUACUGGAUAAAUUAGACAUGGUAACGUCGAUGAAAACCAGCGGCGGUCGAACCAAACGUAUUCGGUUACUGCGCAGAGAGAUCAACUCGCUCAGACAGAAGAUGAGCCACCAGCACGCAGUCAACGGGAACGACAAAAAAGAGGAAGACGGCGAGGAGGAGGAGCAAGUGAAGGAACGAGGAAGGAGGAAGAAGAAGGAACGAACUGAGGAGAAGGAUAUUACAAACACAGUAGAUGACGUCCCUCCAGUACUUGAACUCACUUGCCCUGUGUCAUCCCCUCUACCCGGAGAUGCCCCUCUUGAGCCCCCUGACCUCAGCAUCGUUUCUGGGGGUCGGAGGUCACCUGGCCGCUCCUACAAACGGCAGAGAUCGUCCCGUAGUGGCAGCAAGAGUCAAGGAGAGGAUGAGGCAGAGGUAGCCGAAACGCGAUCGUCCCAACAAGAGGCAGAGCAUGAAGCCACGCCCCUGGGUACCCCUCCAUCUCUGCCUGUGGUCGGAGUAGGGCGGCGAACAUCUGUGCUCUUUAAAAAGGCCAAAAAUGGAGUGCGAAUGGUGAAAAACAAGAAAGAAUGUGAGGCCAAAACAAAUGGACUAGAUAGUGCUCCUGUCAGCCCCAAGUCUCCAGGUGUGACCAACGUGAUCUUACCCCCUACCCCAUCCCCCACUCCACCCUCUCCAUCACACCACCUGAGGUCGAGAGCACAGAGCUUGUACAAUGAAGCAGAAAAACCUCCAAUACUCAAUAAAGAAGAUCUGACCAAUGGGAAGCACACCUUGACUGAUGCUGAAGAUGAUGAAGAGCAAGACUGCAGUCCUCCUCCAAAACGCAGUCGGGGAAAGCCAGCUCUGGCUAAAGUUCCUGAGAGUGAAAAUGGAGAGAUCUCUACUAGCAGUUCUUCACUGUCAGAGGACACUUAUACGGAGCUGACACCUCUGGACUUAGUUUGGGCCAAAACCAGAGGGUAUCCUUCAUAUCCAGCAAUGAUUGUUGACCCAGACAUGCCCCAGGAAGGGCUGCUCCACAAUGGGAUCCCUAUUCCCGUGCCUCCUGUGGAGGUGCUCAAACUUGGAGAGGGCCGAGAGACGGAAGGAGAGGAAAGGCUCUUCCUGGUGCUGUUCUUUGACGCCAAAAGGACGUGGCAGUGGCUCCCGCGAAACAAGCUGGUCCCACUCGGGGCGGACGGCACACUGGACAAACUGAGAUUAAUGGAGGGAAAGAAGCCCAGUGUUCGUAAAUCUGUCCACACAGCCUACGACCGCGCCAUGAAGCAUCUGAACCACGUGAGAGAAAAUCUCAACUUCACUCCCUCCAAUUUUAUAUGACUUCAGUUUGUAUCAGACUCUUGGGGAAUUUUUCCAAAUGGUGAUUAUGAAAUAUAACUUUUGAUGGUUUUAUAUAGAAAAGGAUUGCCUUAUUUGAGAAGAUUUUAUUGAAUUGAAGCUUGAUGACAUUGUCAUGAAAUGAUUUGUCCAUUGUGUUAUGUCCCACAUGUCUUAAUACCACUGUUUUAGUGUUUGUUUUUUUAGGCACGGGAGGGUUGACUGUAAAUAUCUAAAUGUCAUUGUCUGAAUCCAAAUGUAUUUAUAUUGUGUUGGCCAUUGAACUGUCUCCUUGUGUCAAGGAAUGCAUCGGGACAUGUCAUUCAUGAAUGCAUGUCAUAUCUGGACAGUGUAAGAUUUUUGGCUCUUAAUAUUUAUUAUAGUCAAACAAAAAGCCACUGAUGACUGUGACUUGUCUUAAUGUUAUCCUCCUAUUCUAUGGCUUUCUACAAAUAUUUUUCCAAGUAUUUUAGAGAAUUUUCAACAGUCAUAAAUCAGAUGAUCUACUUUUGAAGACUAAAAUAUCUCAUUGCUUUUGGCUACAUAUCAGUCCAGGUAUGACAUGGAGAAGGUCUGUAUUGUUUUUCCAUAUUGUGAAACUGUAUCCUAGACUCUUGGUGCAGCUACAGUUUGUGGUUAGUGUGAUGUUAAGCCACUAGAAAAACGCUUAUUACUUUGUUUCUGUCUCUCACUGAAAACAGUUUGUGCAAAUUUGAGAAGAAGCACAAUCUGUUAAAACUGUAUUCUCUAGGGCCAUAUCCGAGUGGCAGUGACGUGUUUAUAUAAUAUACAUAAAUGUAAAAAGUCAAUGUAGUAAAAGGUGCAUGUGUAUAGUUUUGUAAAUAUGUAAAUGUAUGUUUUUAUCCACCUAUGAAAUAAUUUAAGGAAUGCAAAUCAAAUUUAGAUUUUAAUUUAUGAUUUGUGGCAGUUAAAGAGUGUUAUUUAAAAGAUAUUGAGAAGAUUUAUGUACAACACUAAAGUAGACCUUUGUAAUAGUGGAGCUGUACACAUCAUUAUGUGAGAUCAGACUGGAGCACUGCAGGCCAAAGUGACCAAACUCACAACUGUAUUGACUUGUUUUUGGGUGUUUUAAGGAGAUUUUGAUCUUGCCAUAAGUAAAUCAAGAUCUAUAAAUCGACCAAGGAGAUUUUUCUCCCAAAGAAUAAAUUCUGUUUGA
Periophthalmus magnuspinnatus is the source of this 5123-nucleotide messenger RNA. RefSeq names its product bromodomain and PHD finger containing, 3a (gene brpf3a). The coding region runs from base 407 to 3949 and encodes 1180 amino acids. The record is from RefSeq and is a predicted model, not a curated record. Gene Ontology annotation, cellular component: MOZ/MORF histone acetyltransferase complex. Gene Ontology annotation, molecular function: protein binding. The transcript is spliced from 13 exons. Gene Ontology annotation, biological process: regulation of transcription by RNA polymerase II. NCBI's taxonomy places the organism in Eukaryota, Metazoa, Chordata, Actinopteri, Gobiiformes, Gobiidae.